Molecule: messenger RNA, 5084 nt
Organism: Podarcis raffonei (Aeolian wall lizard)
Lineage: Eukaryota; Metazoa; Chordata; Lepidosauria; Squamata; Lacertidae
Product: zinc finger protein 862-like
Exons: 8
Coding region: 262-3057 (931 amino acids)
Biological process (GO): regulation of DNA-templated transcription
Source: RefSeq, a predicted model, not a curated record
GGAAGUUGGGCUCGGGAGGAAGGGGCGGGGCUUCACCCAUAUUGCUUCCUCCGGGUUCCGGACGGCGGAAGGGAGCUGCUGGAUCGGGCGCUACAGCAGAGGCUGCAGAUGGCCGACGUCCCUCCGAACUCCUGUUUCUCCCCUGCAGGCACUGGGUGACCCCGCUUGACGGCUGCAACAUGCUUUAAAGUGCAUUGAGGGAGCAGCUGUAACGGCCCUGGGGGUGGCCCGGUUCAUCCUUCACGCCCUGAAGGCAGGGCUAUGGCCACAGGUUCACAGCCGGGAUUGUCUCUUCCUUGGGGUGAAGUUGAAAGAGAUUCCAGGCAGCCACCUCAGGGCCUGGUGACCUUUGAGGACGUAACUGUGUUUUUCGAGGCAGAGGAAUGGGCUCUUCUGGAUCCGCGCCAAAAAGCUUUGCAUAGGGAAGUCAUGGAAGAGAAUUAUGAGACUGUGGCCUCUCUAGUAUCAGACCUCAAUUCCUGUUGGGAAGAAGGAGAAGAUCCACUUAUCCGGCAUCCUAGAGAAGAGGAGAUAUCAAUCGACGUUCUGAAACCAGACCUCGUCUCUAUGCCCGGAGAAAGCCCAACAGGACAGGCCUCCGAGGAAGGGAAGAAAUUGGCAGAUGAUGUGCAGAAUAAUGGGAAUUCUAGGGAGCGAUGGUCGCCAGAGAUCAUCAAGAGCGAAGUAACAGAAGAGAUGACAGAAGAGACGCAGAACAAUGGGAGUUACAGGCAGCAAUGGAUUUUGCCAUCGGGGAUCGUCAAAACUGAAGGCGCAGAAGAGAUGCAGAAUAAUGAGAAUUAUAAGCAGCAAUGGAUUUUGCCAUCGGGGAUUGUCAAAACUGAAGCAACGGAAGAGAUGACGGAAGAGAUGCGGCACAAUGGGAAUUAUUGGGAGCAAUGGACUUUGUCAUCCGAGAUCGUCAAGAGUGAAGCAAUAGAAGAGAUGACUGAGAAUAUGAUGGGAAUAGAAUGGCAAGAACAAAAUAAUUCCAAGUGUGGGAAGAUGAAAGCGUUUGAUGCUCAGAAUCCUAACCUCCAACCGACUCCAAGGAAAAAAGUGAGGCCAUCAACUUUUUCGAAGUGGAAGCUAGAAAAUCCGUGGCUGGAAAUGUUUGCUGAUGUUAUGAUCUGCCUCGUCUGCAAAGAAUUUGCACGGGCCGAGGAUACGAGUUUCGUGAAAGGCUGCGCAACAUUCAAGAUUGAAACGAUAAAAAAACACGGUGCAUCUGCUACUCACCAAAAAGCUUGCCGUGCUCAAUUAGCCAGGUUGAAUCCAAUGUCCGCACCCCUGUCAGUCCCGACGGUGCAGGAAUUAAGAACGAUGGACAGCAAUUUGCACAGUAACUUGGAGAAGCUGUUCAAUACGGCAUACUUCAUCGUCAAGGAGAACUAUUCGUUUGACGACUUCCCGGCGUUAUGUGCACUGCAGAAGAAAAACGGCUUGAUAGUGGGCGAGACGUACAGGAACGACAAAGCGGCCAAGCAGUUUGCUCAUUACAUUGCGGAAAGCCUUCGGCUGGAGCUCAAGUACAAACUGAGCAAAGCAAAUUUCUUUGGGAUUUUGGCCGAUGGCUCGACGGAUAGAUCAAACGCGGCUUCCGAGAUUGUUUACUUUUAUUAUAUAAAUGAAGCGGAAGUGAAAUGUAGUUACGGAGCCCUUAAGGAGUGUCCUAGCGAGGAUGCAGGGGAAGUGAAGUCGACCAUCGAGUCGGUUCUCGACGGAUACAUACCCGAUUGGAAAAGCAAGCUGACGGCCAUAAGUUUCAACAGGGCUAGCGUUGAUACGGGCAACGCGUCUGGGGUUGCGAAAUUGUUCCAGGACAGCUGUCCAGGUCUGGUGGCCGUGCACUGCGUCGCUCACCAACUGGAGCUUGCGAUCGGGGAUGCCUUAAAGUCCGUCAAAUUCGCCGGGCUUGCCGAAGACGUCAUGAAGGGUAUAUACACGUUUUACCACAGUAGUCCUAAAAGGGCAAAGGAGUUGAAAGAGAUAGGCGAAGUCCUGAACGAGAAAGUGCUUCGCCACAUGGGUAUCACCGGAAUCAGGUGGCUGCAGUCGAAGAACUCUGCCGUGAAAGCCCUGGCCAACAAUCUGCCCGUAGUUGUGGUGCACUUGCAGCAGAUUGUGAGCGGCUCCAGCACGAAGCCAGACAGGAAGGUGGAGGCCAAGCUGAAGGGGUACUUGAAGCGUUUGAAGUCGGAGCGCUUUGUCAGGUUUUUGUUUUUCAUGGACGACGUUACGCACACGCUUACGAGGCUAUCCGAGGUGUUUCGGAGGAAGUGUGUGUCCGUCAGCGAUGUGAAAACCAGCUUGACAGCGACGAAAGAGAGGCUGCAGAGGAUGGUGAAAGACAGCGGGCCUCAGCUGCAAAAGUUUGAAAGUGCCGCGCAGCUGGAAGGCGGCGUGUUAGUGUACAAAGACGUGGAAAUCAUUAGUAACGCAAGCGAAGUUGGCUGCUUUGAGGAAGAUCGGCGUGUCUUGCUGAGUUCAAUCGUGGAAGCGAUCGACAAAUGGUUUGACCGCAUUGGAAACGACAGAGUUCUGCGAAACGUGGAAAUAUUUGACCCGUGCAACAUACCCAAACCGGUCGGUGGAAGGGACACGUCUGCAAGUAGCCAUGGAGAAAAAGAAUUGAGUGAACUAUUGCAAGCCUUGCCCAGCAACGUGAGAGUCGACAAGGAAGCCAUCUUGGAGGAGUAUCAAGAGUUCAGAGUGUGGGCUGGCAACAAGACAAGCAUCACGUGUGAAGAAGCUUGGCAGCGUCUUCAAGCAGAGUCAACGGCUUGUGCUUCGUAUAUUAAUAUAUGCAAAGUUUUGAACUUCUUACGAGUCCUCCCGCUUAGCACUGCGGAAUGCGAGAGGGGGGUUAGCCAACUAAACCUGGUUAAAACGGACAGUCGGAAACGUCUGCUUGCGACGACCAUUGAUGACUUACUGAUGAUCAAGAUGAAUGGUCCGGACCUAGAGGUUUUCAAUGCUGCAAAUGCAGUUAAUUUGUGGUGGAACGAUGUUGCCAGGGGGCGCAUUAGAAGACCCCACUUUAAAAACAAAGACUAGGGUGUUUUAAAAACCGAGGUAUAGUCCCAAUAUUUUUAUUGUAUAAACAAAAUGAAACAGGUAAGUGUGAUUUAUUCAUUCGCCUUUUGUAACAAGCUUUGCAGUUUUUUUUAGUCCUUGUCACAGAACUCAUAACAAAUUUAUAGUAAUGUUGGCAAAUAAAUUAGUCUUACAGAUUACUGUAAUGAUAGUGCCACCUUCUUAUAAUUGGUUUAUGGCUUUAGCAUAAGUCAGGGCCGAAUCUAGGUUUUUUGUCACCCGGGUCAAAGACCCAGUUUGGCCGCCCGCCUCCCGGAUGUGUGUUUGCGUACAUACACAUACAAACAAACAAACAAACACACAAACACAUCAACACAUUUAUUCUUAAAGGGCAUAACAAGUAGGCAGUAUAUCAUUUGAAUACAAAGAAACCCUAAGAAGCAUUAUGACUGUAUGGCCAAAGGGUCAAUGAGCAUCCCUUUCAGUAAAAGCAAAUCGCUUGUCAAAAGUAGAACUUCCAUGUGCGGCAAUUGUCUAUCUGAGGUCAGGUUUUGAAUUGGAUUUAAUUGGUCACAGGAUCAUUAAAAGUCUGCAGUUCCAUAAGAUCAGCCAAGACCCUCUGGUUUCCUUUUAAAAUACUUCCCCCCCUCUCUGAAGCUUUUUGCCACCCACGCUUCUUAUUGGUUCUGUGCAAACCCUUUCAAUGAGUUUUGACGUGUGAAUUUACUCCUGAGUAAGCUUCAACAAGAUUCCUUUCAAUUAUUAUUUUUUUGAUUACUCAUUUUAGGAAAUGAUGGUUUUGUGGUCAUUUUAGGUUCCAUGUAAGGUGGAAAAAAUGCUUUUUACGAGUCUAAAGUAAAAGGUGCCCUUCCGUUACAAUCCUAAUGCAGCCAGACUGACCAGAGCUUGCCAGGGAACUGCCUCUGGCACGAAAAAUGCUCACACACCCCUUACUUUCCUGUGUGUAGAUCAUGUGUAGUCUGUAAAAUGAUUCAACCUUUGCUAUUUAAACACAUUCAAAGUUCUGAAGGGGUCAUAGAAUUGUAGAGUUGGACGGGACCCCAAGGAUAAUCUAGUCCAAAUGAUUCUCUUCCUCAGAUUCUCGACCCUCCAUCCCUCCAGUUCUUUUUCACACAGUCGCAAAAACCCACAGGGGAUCCUAUCUUCUGCUUCACUGGGGAGAGCCACGCUGCCCCUUCAGAUUUCCCAACUCUUCCUCUCCGUGUAUUUGAGCCUGCUUCAGCUUCAUGGGGAAAGUGGAAGGAUGGAACUCAUGGCUGCUAAUCAUUUUCCAUCUUUCUCUCCGGCUGAAGCCCAGACAUGCUAGGAGCCUCAGUGAUGAUAAUAAUAAUAAUAAUUUAUUAUUUAUACCCCGCCCAUGUGGCUGGGUUUCCCCAGCCACUCUGGGCAUCUCCCAACAGAAUAUUAAAAGCAUGAUAAAACAUCAAACAUUAAAAACUUCCCUAAACAGGGAAUGUCAACCAAGUACAGUGGUACCUCAGGUUACAUACGCUUCAGGUUACAGACUCCGCUAACCCAGAAAUAGUGCUUCAGGUUAAGAACUUUGCUUCAGGAUGAGAACAGAAAUCGUGCUCCGGCGGCGCGGCAGCAGCAGGAGGCCCCAUUAGCUAAUGUGGUGCUUCAGGUUAAGAACAGUUUCAGGUUAAGAACAGACCUCCAGAACAAAUUAAGUACUUAACCCGAGGUACCACUGUACUGGAAUAAAACUUCACUGUCGUAACAGAAUAAUUUACACACUGUCAGAAUGGAAGAAUGCAUUUGCCCAUAAGAAAAUCAAAAUCUAACAGUGAUGCUACGGCUCUCCACAAGUAAUAAAUAAAAUACUGUUGUCAAAUAAAGCAGUGCCACGUGCAAAUCUAGCACAAUAUUUUAUUUUAUAUCUGUACAUAUACACAUACAUGCUGGUAUUUAUAAAUAUUACUUAUGCAAAUUGCUUACGGUUGGCUACUGUUGCCAAGGCUGAGCCCCAUUUAUGUUUGUGGUGUCCAAUUCGCAAUUGCUAUUAAAAAUGUGGUAUUAAAAAUGUG